GUGGGAUGACAGGAAGUCUGGAUCUCUCAGCAUAUAGGAUUUCCUCUUCAUCAUAGAGCUGGAGCUGAGGUAGAAUCCCGAUCUGUGUAACUGGAAGAACAAAGAAAGGAGUUUUAUAGUUUACCUCAGUCAUGCAGAAGGCAGGGACGGCCCCGUCCUCCCGGGGUCCAAGUGCUCCUGGGUCCCCAGCCACCUCGAUUGUGGCACGAAUGGACAAUCAGGUCAUUGGAUAUAAAGACUUGGCUGCCAUUCCCAAAGACAAAGCCAUUCUUGAGGUGGAACGGCCAGAUCUGAUGGUGUACGAGCCGCAUUUCAAUAUCUCAGCCCUGGAUCGGAUAGGUCUCUCCAGAAGCAGAGAGAGAUCAAUGUCUCCUCAUUCUAUCUCGCCCCCUCCUUCCCCUGAGAUAUUUGCUUCAAAAGAGUCAAAGGAGUGGUCAGAGCAGGGCUCUCCAGGAGGCUCCAACAUGGGCUCCACGGUGCAGCUCCGCAAAAUCAGCCCCGCUUCCAAAGGCCCCAUGCAGCACUUCCACAGGCCGGACAGUGGCACCAACAUCUAUAAGAAGCCACCAAUUUACAAACACGACGGACAGACGGGAAUAUCUCAUAGUAAACAUGAUGUCAUCAUUGAGUCCUCCAAGUUCCCGGCAGCCCAGCCUCCUGAUCCCAACCAACCGUCGAAGAUAGAGACGGAGUACUGGCCCUGUCCACCCUCUCUAGCCACUAUGGAGAUCGAGUGGAGAAAGAAGGCAGCCGAGCAGGGAAAGCCAGUCGAGGACGAUGAGUUUGAGGAUCUGACAGAAGAUGCAAAGAGACUCCAGGAACAGGAACUUCAGAAGAUACAGUCCAACUUGGGCAAAUUGAUCCUGAAGGAGGAAAUUGAGAAAUCAGUGCUCAUCCGCAGAAAAACACGUUCCCUGCCAGAUGGGGCUAACAUACUUUUAGGAUCAUCAGCCAGUGCGACUAAAUCCGCUUCUUUACCUCCCUGCAGUCGAACAGGCCUCACGAGGCUGCAGUCUGCAGACUUCACCUCCACAGACAAUGGAAAAGCAAAAACAGGUAUGAAUGGCGAUUCACAGAGUGGGAGAAUGGACAGAGGAAGCUCUCUUCCUAGUAUUCUGGAACAGAAGAUAUAUCCAUAUGAGAUGCUGGUUGUAACCCACAGAGGGCGCAGUAAGCUUCCUCCAGGUGUUGACAGGACCAGAUUAGAGCGUCAUCUGUCUCCAGAGGAAUUCCAGAGCUUAUUCGGAAUGCCCAUCACAGAAUUUGAUCGUCUGUCACUAUGGAAACGGAACGACCUGAAGAAGAAAGUGUCCCUUUUCUAACAUUUGGCCAUUUGGACUUGGAUACUGAACACCUCGCCCUCCAGAGACGCCAGUAAUAUCCACUCUAAUCUAAUACGGAUGCUAUGCAGACAUUUGAUGAUAAGCAAGGAAGAUGACGCCACAUUACCAGAUGUUAUAUUUCACUCACAUAUUCAGCAGUCUCUGUACAUCUCUGGUGUACAUAAUAAAAACAGAACGAAGACUCGCGCAUCCUUACAGUCGCUCCAUAUCUGAAAAAUCUAAUUAUUAGUGAUGGAAUAUCAAUUUCAUAAACUGCUCCAGCCGUUUCUUUAAGCCUUACAUCUAUUCAAAUUCUUAAAGUGCCCAGAGAUGUUUAUAAUAAUAGGCCUAUAUAUUUACACAAAGUUUUAAUCGUAAACAUCACUCUUUUUUUUUUUAAUCGUGUUCACUAAUAUUCCACUAUAAACUUAAUUUAUUGUAUCCCAAACACAUAUGGCACUGUACAUAUAUCAUGGUAUUUUUAUUUAUUCUCGGUGUCGAUAUGUAAAAGUUCAGCUUUAAAAAUCACUAGAUGAACAUUUCUAACAUCUAGCAAAAAUUAAAUGUUCAUCAUCAUUCAUUAAAAAAUGCAUGGACACUAAGUUUUCAUAAUUUAUUCAGUUUUACUGAUAAAAGCACUGCGAUAUAUGACUUCUAUUCGUGCUAAUAGCAGCAGUGUUAUAUUGUGGACUAAUAUGAAAUAUCUAAGCUCAGGCUUGCUGGUAAGCUCUGGCUUUGGGUUCUUGUACACUGUUGGUGCUUCAUACAGUAGGUUGUAAUUACUGAACUACACUAGAAGAUCUUUGUUUCACACAAAAUCACUCCAUUUUCUUGGAUUUCGAAUGUCUUUUGUCGAUGCAUACUUGCGUUUUUACUGCCUUUAGUAGUUGGUCUCCAUUGCAGUGUCUUUUAAAAUGGCAUAGGUGUUAUCGAAUCAUGCAUUGCACGCGUACAAUGGAGACCGUCCAACGAUUAUGUGUCUGUUCAUAGUUCUGUGUUUCAUCACCGUUUUUAUGUAACAUGGUGUAAUGUUGAAAAAAAAAAUAAAAGCUUCAUGUUAGAAA
This is a messenger RNA of Onychostoma macrolepis, 2386 nucleotides long. RefSeq names its product dematin actin binding protein (gene dmtn). Gene Ontology annotation, molecular function: actin filament binding. The coding region runs from base 132 to 1322 and encodes 396 amino acids. Gene Ontology annotation, biological process: cytoskeleton organization; lamellipodium assembly; actin filament bundle assembly. The record is from RefSeq and is a predicted model, not a curated record. Lineage: Eukaryota; Metazoa; Chordata; Actinopteri; Cypriniformes; Cyprinidae. The transcript is spliced from 15 exons. Gene Ontology annotation, cellular component: actin cytoskeleton; plasma membrane.